CAGCUACGGCAACUGAAAGAGAGGAUCAUGAUGCAAGACCCGGCCGCGGUCCCCAUCGAGAACUUACUCCCAUCUAGUCAUGACUGCCUGGUGGCGUUCAUCAUUACCGUCCUGAACCGUCAUCUGAAUACCCCAAUCACUCGGGUGGCCAAUGCAGCCAGUGUGAGGACGGUUUCCAUAGUUUCUGGUGUCGUCGAAGAUGGCAUUGCCGGGAAUGCGAUCUACAUUAUACCCACAAGUAUAGCUGCUGAGGACAUCCAUGAUCUCAAGAGGAUCGCCUACGCUCUCCGCCGUUCCAUAUUGUCUUGGCGAGAGCGCUCCAAGGUAGAGGAGUACAUGUCAGUCGCCAGCCACUUCAUGCAGUUGGCCACGGACCAAGGCCAUUCGAUGUUCUUCGCCGCUCCUCCCGGACACAUGUCGGUCAAUUCG
Molecule: messenger RNA, 429 nt
Organism: Dichomitus squalens LYAD-421 SS1
Lineage: Eukaryota; Fungi; Basidiomycota; Agaricomycetes; Polyporales; Polyporaceae
Exons: 3
Source: RefSeq, a predicted model, not a curated record